UGAAAAAAGGAAUAAGGUUUCUUCCUGGGUUUUGAUUCCCCCACACUGCGUGCGCCGAGCUCUCAAGAAUACACUGCAUUCUAUUUCGAGCUCACGCUGAGUAAGGCGAACCGCACUCCACUUGCGAUGGUCCUGACACGAAGCUGCACUCCUUUAAAUAAAAAAGUAAAAUAACUUCCACUGGGUUUUUUACAUUUUAUUUUAUUUUUUGGCUGACAAAAUGGAGACUCAUAUGCAAGAGGACGGAGACCGGAUCGAUCCAGAGAUUCAGGACGAUGGGACAGAGGCUGCCAAUAUAGUCGACGAAGAGGUUGAGGAACUUCACAACAGUUUAAAGGAAGUUGUCCAAGAUCCAGCUGUAAAACCAAAGUUUCAGUGUCUGAUGGUGGACCCAUCAUUCUCCAUGGUGACGGUGCAGAGUGAGGACAGCGGGAUUGUUUGGGAGACUGCAUCAAGCAGAUGUUCAACACCAUGGGCCUCAGAAGCAAGCUCUCCAUCAGAUUCAUUCAGCCUGGAGGGUUCGGGGACACAGGGUAAUAUAGUUAUCAUUAUGGAUGAAGACAAGGUGAGAAGAAGGAAAACCAGCAGCAGAGGGAAGCUGGGAGACAGGUUUCGCCGCCCAGGCUCCAGAUUGUCAGGCGCUGCAAUAGGAGAGGAGAGACCUGCAAUGAUGGAGGUGUCAUUGCCAAAUAUAAGAUGUGAAGAUUCAGAGGAUGGUCAAACAGCAGAGGGAAAACCAGACAAGGAUCAAGAGCUUUUUAACCUGAUUUCUGAGGGCUUUGAAAUCCUUAAUAUUGUAGUACCUUCUAAACUUCCUACAGUGGACGAGGAAUGCAGUACAGAAUUGGCGGAUAAUUUGUCCUACUUGGAGGACACACCAAAGAUCAAAACUAAAUGCAAACAUCAAAGCCGAGUACCCACCACCAUUCCUGAGGUCAUAGACAAUCAGGAAAUUCAAGAUGAUCGUCAAAGCGGCUUAUCUCAGACCCCUGCUAAUAAGCAGCUAAAGAAAGAUGAAACUGAUAUGGACUACUUAGAGAAAUUCACACUGCUUGAUCAACAUGCAGCAGAUGGUAAGUCUAAGAGGGCUGAGUCUACACAAGAUACAGAGCAAGAGGAAACACAGAUGCCUGCAGAAGAACAAGAGGCAGAGGACUCAGUUGAUGAGGAUACCUUUGUCAUUGUCACUGAGGUCGAAAUUGCAGAUGAUCAUCUGGAUGAAGUGUUUUAUGGAGCAAGUUGCAACGCAGAACCUGAAUAUCAAUCGCACCAUAAAGAAGACAAGGAACAUGCAAGUGGAAGUGUAAAAAAACUCAAAGAGUGUGGUUCAGAUUUAUUGAGCCAGGAGACUAUCCUUACUCCUAUUUUUCUUCCUCCUGGUCCACCCAAGAUCAUAGAUCAAGAUCUCCUUGAUGAGCCGAGAGCCAUGUCCUUCCAUUACUCAGACCUUUAUGAGGAUGCCACUGGAGCCAUAAAAAGGGAUGAAGAUGCCUCUGACGUCGAAAGUGUUGUUUCUGAAAAGUCAUUUAAAAGACGCUUUUCUGAUUCAGAUGAUGGUGAUGGCUACCUGGAGAAAUUCAUAUUGAAAGAUGACACUCCAGUGGUCGAAGACCUACAUGACGUUGAUACUCCAGAGGGUGACCGAGUGAUUUGGCCACAAAAUAAAUUUGAAAUCACUGGAUGUUUAAUACGUGUUAAGGAAGAUGAUGCUCCUCAAAAAGAGGAUGCUGGUGCCAAUCAAGUGGAGAUAGAGAGCAAAGAUGUUAUUCAGGAUGAAUGCCAGCCUUCAUAUUCUGCACAGGACUGUGAAGGUUGUAAGGGACUAAAGACUGGUUGUAUGGCAGUUACAUGUGAAACUUUGGAGGGAUGUGAAGAUUGUGAUAUGAAAACUGGCUGUAAAUUCCCAAAAAUUGUCUUAUCUGACAAAAUUCCUUUGAAAGCAUAUAGGGAAUCAGAUAAAAUUAUGUCAAUUGAAGAUGGACAACAGAGCAAAGUUCUAGAAAUAAAGCUCAUGGAGAAACAGGGUUCUAGCAGUUUGGUAAACAAAGCAGAGACUGAUUUGCAUGAUAAACCUGAGGUCCUGCAGGAACAGCCAGUAAAAAAUUAUGAAAAAAAGGUGACUGAUAAGAUAGCUGAACUUCAAGAUACCAUUAUUAUCAACAAGGAAGAAGCAUCAGACCAGGGUCAGCAAGUUUCAUCUACAACACAAGAUAUAGCUAAACCUAAUUUAGUGAAUGAUAUACAUGAACAUGUAAAAGAUACAUCAGCAACAACUUUAGCUGAAGAAACUGAAUGUGUACAUCAAGAAAAGAUCUCCAAACUAAUAAAAAGUGAAGAUGUGACCAAGCACUCUGGUGAAACAAUUCCUGAACAAGUGAAAGUUCUUAAAGCAGAACCAGAAAGCAAAUCUGAAGUUCUCAAGAGUAAGAUAACACCUGAUGUAGUGGAAGGCCCGAAAGAUAAUGUAGCCCAGUCCAUUUUCCCUGAAAGUAAGAAGCAGGAGAAAGUCACUGACAAAAGCAUAGUACAAGAGACAAAAGGUGAUGAUGCAAGAGGAGCUCUGAACAGUGACAUCAAAGCUGAUAUUAAAACUAUAAGUGAACAGAAAGUUUUGGAGGAAUUAUUGGUAAAAGAUCUCCAAACUAGUAAAAGUGAAGAUGUGACCAAGCACUCUGGUGAAACAAUUCCUGAACAAGUGAAAGUUCUUAAAGCAGAACCAGAAAGCAAAUCUGAAGUUCUCAAGAGUAAGAUAACACCUGAUGUAGUGGAAGGCCCGAAAGAUAAUGUAGCCCAGUCCAUUUUCCCUGAAAGUAAGAAGCAGGAGAAAGUCACUGACAAAAGCAUAGUACAAGAGACAAAAGGUGAUGAUGCAAGAGGAGCUCUGAACAGUGACAUCAAAGCUGAUAUUAAAACUAUAAGUGAACAGAAAGUUUUGGAGGAAUUAUUGGUAAGCGACGCAGCUAGAAGUAAAGAGAAAGUUCAAGAAAUCAAGGUUGAAGCCACAGAAAAUAUAAAAGAACGGACUGAAAAAGACAUAGUGUUUGAUAGAAAGAUUUCAGACAGUGUAACAAGAGAGAGCACAGAAACAAUAGAUCCAGCCUCAGCGGUGGAAAGUUCAAAUAAUGCAGCCAAAUUUGUCGUUAAACCUGAAAAGUUUGAUAAAUUGGAGAAAAGCUCAGAGAUACCAACAAGUAAUGAUAAAUUCAUAGCGAUCUAUGGAGAACCCAAGGAGGCUGAAAGCGAUGUUGUAACAAUAAAACAAGAAAUUUCUGUAGCAUGUCCUGUUCCAGAAAUCACAGAAAGAGAUGUGGCAGAAGCAGUGGUCGAUGAGGAAGUAAGCAAGGAAGGAAACCUUAAGUUGACAGAUAUCAGUAUUUUAAACUCACAUGCUGAAAUUAAGAUGAUUCCACCCGUUCCUGCUACAAAAACAGAUGACUCAUGCCAUGUUAUUGCGCCACCACCUGUACGAAAGGAACAGGACGGUGAGAUGAGGGAGGUAGCAACAGGCAGAAGAAACUUAGAGACCACCGUUGAGGCCCUUAAACCUCUGUAUCCGUUAGCUUUAGAAAAAGUAGAUGGGGUCUCUAAAGUGGUACAAGAGGUGAAGGGAAAAAGUGAAAGUAAAUCGAAAAAAAUACUUCUAAAGGAUACACACAAAGAAGAGUUAUGGAGAACUCUGGAGUCUGCAAGUCCUUCCCCUCCAAUGGAAAAAGAGGACUUAACAAUGAGGACUUCACCUUUAGAAGAAGUUGAAUACAUUAAAGUAAAUGAUAACUCUGCUCUGGAGCUAAACAAAAAAAUGGAUAAAGGAUUUUCAACGUUACGUAGUUUCAGUCCACUGGAAGACCUCUCUGGGUUUUGCCAAGAUUUGGCAGAGCCAGAAUUGCAAAAGGAAAUAUACGAGGAGCUAGAUUAUGAGAUGGUCACUGAGCAAGAUGCAAGACAAUCAGAGUCUGAAGUAACUGCAGGUAAAGAAUAUAAGGAACGCUUUCAGGAUCAAGCUCUUGUGCCAACAACUGAAACAGACUAUGAGUUUAUCGAGGACUUGGAUGAUACCCAAAUAUCAGAGCUCAAGCAACUGGAGAAAAAAAAAGAAAUACAGCCAAUGGAUGCAUUCUGCCUUGUCUGCCAUUGCCCGAUAUUAGUGAGUGAUGGCGGCCAUGAAAAUCAUAAGGUGUCAACACUGGACAAAGCAUUCGAAGACAUUAAGGAUCAGUUGAGUAACUGGAUCUCAGUUUUACAAGAAAGAUCAGAAAAUAUUGAGGAUAUGGUAUCGGAACUUGAGCUGGCGUACAACUCUGUGGAGGAUAAGUGCAAGGAUGGUGAGAAAGUCUUAGAUGAGCAAAAUGAGGAGACAUUAAAGCUAGUGAUGGAGAGGUACAAUGAAAUGUCGCUGAGUAUGGAAGAGGAAAAGAAAGCCAAACUUGAGCAGCUUUACGAUCAAAUUGUGUCUUUCCAAGAGAACAAUGACUCUGCUAAAGAGGCAAUGGAGAUGACAACAAAGGAGAUGGAAGAGACAGAUGAGUUAGCAUUUUUGUUGUCAUACAAAGACAUUGAAAUGAGGUUAAAAACAGCUUUAGACUCGGCCAUGUCUCUAGAGCUUGGCCCACGAGGCUUGCUUGUAUUUGAAGAUUAUGCCAAAGGCACCACUGGAAAUGAGAAGAAAAACCGUCAAGUGAUUCCAGUGCCCCAGCAACCCCAUCUUCAGCUACAGGAGGCUAAUUCUGCCACAAGCACCUCCGUCACUGUGUACUGGACAGUAAAUGAAGGAGACAUCAUUGACUGUUUUCAGGUCUACUGCAUGGAAGAGCCUCAAGGAGCCAUCUCUGAGGAAUACAGAGUGACGGUGAAGGAGAGUCACUGUAAUCUAGAAGAGCUGGAGCCAGAUAAGUGCUAUAAGGUGUGGGUGAUGGCAGUGAACUACACUGGAUGCAGUCUGCCAAGCGAAAGACUUCCUUUCAGAACAGCCCCAUCUGUUCCAGUGAUUAACCCAGAAGCUUGCACAGUAUUGUGGGACUCCGCUACAAUCCGCUGGAGCUCAUCUCAGCCCAGUGCUGCAGAGACUUUCACACUAGAGUAUUGCCGCCAAUAUGCCCUUGAGGGAGAGGGUCUCAGGUCUGUGUCUGGGAUAAAAGGCUAUGAGCACAAGGUCCUCUUGCAGCCCAAUGAGAACUUCCUCUUUUACAUCAAAUCAGUGAACAGGGUUGGAGCCAGUGACCAGAGUGAGGCAGCUCUCAUCUCAACACGAGGUACCAGGUUCCACUUACUGAGUGAAACAGCUAAUAUUGUGCUUAAAAUUUCUGAGGACAAGAACUCUGUGCAGUAUCCUGUGAAAUCCUACAAUAAGAUGCCCACCCUUAUCGAAUGUCCAGCAGUGAGGGGCGAGCUCCUGCCGCAUGUUGGAUAUCACUACUGGGAAACAGUGGUAGCUGGCUGUACAGCCUACCGCAUUGGUGUUGCCUAUCAGACAGAACCACAAGACAGCACUGUAGGUGACAGCAGCACCUCCUGGUGUCUGCACUGUGUGCCCACAUCCAUCAGCUGUAGGUUCGAGCUGCUGCAUGACAACGUGGAAUCGGAUAUCUUUGUGACGAACGUUCCUGCUCGUAUCGGCACUCUGCUGGACUUCACGCAGGGCCGCUUGGUCUUCUUCAACGCUCUGAAUGGCCAGUGUCUGGGCUCAUUUCAGCAAGCCUUCAGCCAGCCCUGCUACCCUGUAUUUACCCUGGAGAGACCUGGCAACCUGGAGCUUAAGAUGACCACGGAGGUCCCAGAGUUUGCCAAGCACUGGUAGCACAGACAACGCUGGAUUUCUGGACAAUCCAUAUUUAUCUUCUUGGCCUUGGGAUCUGAAAUCUGUUACACUGUGUGUGUGUAAUGUUUAUUAGGUUCUUGGAAAGAAAUUUGAGAUUUUGCAUUUUCUCAAGGUUGAUAUACAUAUAUAUAUGUACAUGAUAUACAGUAUUUGGAAAAAAUCCAGCACUUCUACCUUUAAUUCAACCUAAUCUUUAUCUAAACAAAGAAUUGUACUGGGACAAGAACGAAAAACCAAUUGCCUGGAAUUAACAAUAAUCUUUAGUGUUAAAUUAUUUAUUGUUCUGACAAAAAGGAACCUUCUUUUGAAAAUAAAAAACCCAACAACUUUAUAAUAGAAGCCAUAAGGUUCUUGUUCAAUUCUAUGCAAAUAUAUAACACAAAUUCAAAACAUGACAUGAAUCAUGUUAUACCAAAGCUCUUGGGAAGGAGAAUUUUAUUGGAGGUUCCCGCAAAGGAGUUAUACAGUGCAAAGCAAUUCUUCUCACUUUUGUAUUGUUUUCAAAAAUUGCUAUUUAAAAGUAUUUUUUUAUUUUGUUUUAUUGAUUAAUGUGGUAUAAGGGUUUGUUACUUUUUUAGUUUUCUGUGUUGUAAAUAAGGAAAAGGUGAAUGUACACUAUCUAUUCUAUCAUUUAUCAUUACUAGAUGUAGCUUGUAGCAUUAGCAUUACUAAACGCAAUGGAGUGUAAGGUGUAUACUAUAGUAUGCAUAGUGUAUAGAAUAGUUUGCUGGAGUAUAGUGUUAUAGGAUAGUAGUAUUAUAGUAUAUACUUGUACAGAAUUAUAUUGCACAGCUAAUCACGAUCGCUAUCUUUUGCCUGCACCAUUGACAUCAUAGCUGACCAGUAGAUGCUGCUGUGGUCUUUGCAUUUGUUAUUUUUGUCCUUCUGCUCUGUUCAGGGGCAAAUUUCUCACUCGCUAAUUCCUACUCUCUUUUUUGUUCUUUAGCAACAUUUGAUUGCAGUCCCAUAUAUAAUCGUGUUAAUUUGCAGAUAUGUCUCUAAAAUGAUUACUGCCUUAUAUUUUCUAGAUGUCUUUAAUACACAAAAAAUCACAUUGUUGCUCUGUAGCCACAUAAUUGUGCAAUGGAGUGGAUACUUUUAGCAUUUAGUUUGAACGCCACAUAGUUUUUUGUAUUUUCACCCCAAAUCUCGAAUUUCGAGUAGUUUUUCCUGUUCACCUAUACAUUAAAAUGUUAUUGAAGUGUUUUUGCAUGUUGAAGCCUGGCUAUGCCGGUCUUUAUUUCUGUAUUGACAGUGAUUUAGUCAAAGUUCAUUUUACAGAUUCAAGAUAAGACGUCCGAAUGUACAUUUCCAACUAACAAGAAUAUAGAUUUUAUUUAUAUUUAUUCUUUUUAGUGAUUUGAUUACUAAUAUUCCCUUUUUUGCAUACACAAUGUAUUAUAUUGUUCAUAAACCCAACAUUUUCUUUUCUUGUAACCAGCUGUUAUUAAUCAUCAAUUUGUAAAGGUCUUUUUCUCUUUAUUUCUUUGUAACCGUAUGAAGCAAAAACAGACUAAAAGUGAUCCGUUUCAUUGACAGCUUGAAAAUGCUUAAAAAUACGAAUUUGAAUUGUUUCACAUGGAUUAUAGAUUGUAUAUUUAUAUGUUGUUUGUGAUUCAUAGGGAUUAAUCUCAGAGCAGUUCUAUACUUCCCUUUUUAUAGUUUUACAGUAUAAUUGCAGGUUUAUAGCGUGUUAAACUACCAUUCUAUUUACCACAAGAGGUCAUUGUGCUAUAAUGUGGGCCCUUGAAAAGUAGGCUUUAAUUCACUGUUUUGUUAAUGAGCCUUGAUUUUCACUAAUGACUUAUACAUUUGGAAUAAUAUAAGCUCCAAGCCAUGUGCAAGCAGAAAUCUGAGAUCACAGCUUUGAGAGCAGUUUACAGGCUGACAAAUAUCUGAUUUGAAAGCACACUUGGAUUUACUUAGUGAUUGUCUCUAGUGAAAUGUGCACAUAGAGCAAAAACAGAAUAAAAACCACACGCAGUAAUUCA
This is a messenger RNA of Silurus meridionalis, 7806 nucleotides long. It is a transcript of the gene cmya5, whose product is annotated as cardiomyopathy associated 5. Gene Ontology annotation, molecular function: protein binding. Lineage: Eukaryota; Metazoa; Chordata; Actinopteri; Siluriformes; Siluridae. The record is from RefSeq and is a predicted model, not a curated record.